ACGCCGCCGCCGCCGUCCGUGGCUCCAGACAACACAGCUUCAACCCUGACGGCACCGGCAAUCGGCUCAUCUACCCAAAGUUGCUGGGGCUGCCUGCGUUGGGUCUGUCGCCGACGAGCCGCAGUCUCUCUGCCGUCGAGCCACUGACCUUCCUGCAGCUGUCUGUGCGGGAUCAGGCGGCUAUUUGCGCGAGCGUUGGAUACGCCCUCACUCCAGUCUGGGCGUGGCUAGUAGGUUCAAUGGACAGUCUGGAGUCACAGCUGCGCUUCAGAGCCCUCUGGAGUGCACCAAAGACCGCGACCGAGAAUCCGGCGACCGCAGAACCGGCUGAAGGCUCUUCUGGCCGUCGGCGCGAUCAGCAUGCUGACCGGGGCUCUACUUCCGCGGCGGUUGAUGGCUCUGACGCGGCUUCCCGCCAAACAAACAGCAGCCAUAUUGGUUGUAUCACCACGCCUACCUCGCAGUCUGGUCUGGCCACAGCUAACUGUGCGGUAUUCGAGUCAGGCGCUGGCGCCAACGAGCAUCACGACACUGCACCGAACAUCGACAUCACCAGUCACAAGCACACGGCCUACAUCGUAGACGCCUUCCUCUAUCUCUUCAAGGCUUUCGAAAUGGCCUGGCCUUCGGGUCUCUGUCACCAUCUCCGAGCCCUGCCUCUAGAGGAGGAUGUAAAUGUCGAUGAAAAGAAUUGGAGGGCUGACAAUACACAGACCGCAGACUUCCCAGGUCCAUUGGCCCAAAGGACCGAUGCCUUCUUCCGGCGUUCAGACAGCACCCUGUCCUUAGCUGGAGCUGGUCUUGAUCCGGUGCUAACACCCGUUUCGGAGGCGCUUCCCCUGGCUGUGUAUCCCCAACGUCUGCAGCCCAACUCCCGAAGAUCGGAACUCUUUGGAACUGCAGGACGCUCCUCAGAAAACAUCUUCAGUACUUCCACACCCGUCAACUUUGAUCCGGAACACAGUAACUGGUCGGAGAUGUUAAAGGUGUCGGAGAGUGAACGACCAAUUCUGAUGGGCGGUGAAUUUCUGGACCGCACAGCUCAUGCAGGAUCGGUUCUGUCUCGCUGGUGCGCCUCUCUUGAGGCCUUCAGUCGAAAGUUCUCAGAUGAUGUCGGCACCGAAAGUCGCAGUUACAUGGUUGAGCUCGGGCGUUUCACUGAGAAGGAGGCUCGUUUUCGCAAGGAGAUGGAACGUUUGCGAAAUGCCACACGCCGCGACCUCACGCUAGUGGUUGACCGGGAACCUCAGGCCCUCCUCUUAGGCACUGUUCGCCAACUGAACGUGGAGUUCAGUAAGCGUGUCGUCCAGGGCCAGUUAUCGAACAGCCUGCUGCGAACCAGCUCCGAAUUUGAGCGGACGCCUCUGUCCUCCUCGUCCUCCUCUGGAGCA
This is a messenger RNA of Dibothriocephalus latus, 1391 nucleotides long. The record is from the annotation of a GenBank genome assembly. NCBI's taxonomy places the organism in Eukaryota, Metazoa, Platyhelminthes, Cestoda, Diphyllobothriidea, Diphyllobothriidae.